AUUACACACUCACACACACUGCAGGCUCUGAUGACGGUGAACUCCAGACUGAGGCAGCUCUACCCCGACAGUGAGGAGCUGUUUGAUAUCGUCCUGAUGACUAAUAACCACGCCCAGGUCGGGGUGCGCCUCAUCAACAGCAUCAACCACUACGAUUUAACCAUUGAGAGAUUCUGUAUGACGGGAGGGCAAAGCCCCAUUGGCUAUCUGAAAGCCUACAUGACCAACCUGUACCUCUCCAAGGAUGGAAAGAAAGUCACUGAGGCCAUUGAGGAGGGCAUUGCUGCAGCGACCAUGUUUACAUGUGGAGAUGUGGAAAACCAGCUGUCCGACACACAGCUGAAAGUAGCCUUUGACGGAGACGCUGUCCUCUUCUCUGAUGAGUCGGAGAUCAUCGCGAAACAACGUGGCCUGGAUAAGUUCUUUGAGCACGAGCAGGAGUUUGAGAACAUACCUCUUAAAAAGGGUCCCUUGAAGUGUUUCCUGGAGGCACUGGGGAAGCUCCAGAGAAAGUUCUAUGCCAAGAAUGAGCGUAUGAACUGCCCCAUUCGUACCUACCUGGUAACAGCCCGCAGUGCAGCCAGCUCAGGGGCCCGUGUCCUCAAGACCCUCAGGAGCUGGGGCCUGGAGAUCGACGAAGCCCUGUUCCUAGCCGGGGCCCCCAAAGGGCCCCUCCUGCAGAUGAUCCGGCCCCACAUAUUUUUCGACGACCAGAUGUCCCACAUCGAGGGAGCCAAGGAGCUGGGGACCAUCGCUGCACACGUGCCUUAUGGGAUCGGACAGAAGUAUCACAAGGGGGAACUUAUUGAGCAGCCUGCCAAACAUGUCAAAGACAAGAAGUAAAGAGCCUCCUAGUGGUGGGGAGAUAUCAUACAUUAUUCAAAGGCUUAGUUGCACACUACCCUGUCAUCAACUGUAGGACCUUUAUUGUUUAUCAGGAUUUUGUAUUAUUUCUCUUUUUUACACUUUAUUACAAACAUCUUUAUCAGAAAAUAUUGUAUUAACAGGAGAGAAACACAUUGCAUUUAUUUUUUUGCAGGACAUGACAUAUCAUCCAAAAUGGAUGAUGUAGUACACAAUUGUGCAUAUUUUUCGAGGACCCAUUUUGGCUCGUGAGCAUGACUUAAAAAAAUAUUGGCUGAAAUGUACUGAACUUUAGGAGCAACUCUUUAAUCAAUCAUUAUUUUUACUACCCAUGCAUUGUUCUAAUCUAUUCCAUUUUCUUAUUACAUUUAAUAAUACUAGUUUUUAGACAUAACCUCACCUUGCUCUUAGUAAAGCUGUAUUAGGCUAUAUGUUAUAUCAAAACCUCAAGCAAGCUAGUUCAACAUAUCUGUUUCACUAGUAAAAUGUUACGUGUCAGGCGUUGUGUUCCAAAUAGUUUACAGCUGAAUAUACACAAUUGUUUGUUUAUUUUUUUCAGUUUUAACUGAACAUAAAGGGUUCUAAAGGGUUCUAUAUAUAAAUGCAACAC
Molecule: messenger RNA, 1474 nt
Organism: Salmo salar (Atlantic salmon)
Lineage: Eukaryota; Metazoa; Chordata; Actinopteri; Salmoniformes; Salmonidae
Source: RefSeq, a predicted model, not a curated record